GUUUUGGGCGACUCAUCGCAGUUCCUGCCAACUUCUCUUUCUCACCCUUUUUUGCCCUCCUGUCUCCCCUGAAUUUGGACUCAACUCAUUUUUCUGCCUCCAGUCUGGACUUUUUGGCCCUGGUGUUAUGGUGAUAGUCAGCUCGGUGUGGGCUGCCCUUAGGAGGGGUCUCGCGGUUAUUCGGGGAGGGAGGGGGGCGUUAUUUGGAAAAUGGCGCCUGUUGUUACCGGGUAAGUGUUUAUAUUAUAGCGUAAAUUGUUGCUUUUUAAGAAAAGCAAAAUUGGUUUACUAUAACUUGAUUCUCCCAGACAUGAGCAGGACUGUGAGGCAAAGAGGGUUUCAAACAAAGUUCUGGUGGCAGUCUAGUUGCUUUUGGACCUGCCACAUUUGGACGCACGGUGUCAAAACUGUCAUCAAGUUUUUCUCUGAAUGCCAGCGUACUUUUCUUUUACUUCAAGACACGAACGAUAGAUUGUGCCUGCAUGGAUAUUUACUGAGGUUCCAUCCAUCCAUCCAUCCAUCCAUUCUCUUUACAGCUUAUCCUCCGCCAGGUACCUUCGCGUAAAAUACAGUAACUGGUUUCCUAUUUACAGUAGACUAAUGAAAACACAACGUUUACAGUUUAAUCCGUAUUUUAUGUAAAUUAAAGCUUAGCCUUUUACUUUGACAAGCGUUUGCGUGAUUCCCUGAACGUAUUUUUAACAGAAUAUUAAUUAUAGUACUAAUAUUAAUUGUCACUACAUGCAUUGUAAGUCCAUUCAUAGACUUCGCAAUGUAUAUUAUGAAGUCUAUGGUUUAUUAACUCGUUGGUUGACGGCAAUAGACGCCCAGUCCAUUUAAACAAGGAAGGUUGGCAGCGAAUUAACCAAUGCCUACUAUAUAGUACAAACUUAUUUCAAUUCACAGCAGGAGAAUAACGAUGGUAGAUGUCCAACUCAUCAGAACCAGAUGUUUUGGACAUCUAUCAUUGUCAGUGGCACUGAAAGAGUUUUAAAAAAAAAAAUCUUCUUUGGUCCUGAUAUUCUUUUUUUGUUUUGUAGGAAGUUUGGCGAUCUGUGUCAACCUCAACGUUUAACAAGGGAGGCAAUGAGGACCUAUUUGAAGGAAAAAGAUGAUCAAACGGUCCUCAUUCUGCAUGCGAAAGUGGCACAAAAGUCUUAUGGCAAUGAGAAAAGGUUUUUCUGCCCUCCGCCAUGCAUUUAUCUGUUGGGCAGCGGUUGGAAGAAGAAACUGGAGAAGAUGCAGAAGGAGGGCUGCACAGAGCAGGAGGCCCAACCCUGUGCCUUUAUUGGGAUUGGCAACAGUGAAGUGGAGAUGCAACAACUGAACUUGGAGGGGAAGAACUUUUGCGCUGCUAAGACCUUAUACAUCAGUGACACAGAUAAAAGGAAACACUUCAUGUUGUCUGUAAAGAUGCUGUAUGGCAAUAGCGCCGAUAUUGGCCUCUUCCUCAGCAAGAGAAUCAAAGUAAUCUCCAAGCCUUCCAAGAAGAAGCAGUCCUUGAAAAAUGCAGACUUAUGUAUUGCAUCGGGAACAAAGGUAGCCUUAUUUAACCGCCUACGAUCACAAACAGUCAGCACCAGGUAUCUUCAUGUGGAGGGUGGAAACUUUCAUGCUAGUUCUCUCCAGUGGGGGGCCUUCUACAUCCACCUCUUGGACGAUGACGAAUCUGAAGGGGAGGAGUUUGCUGUGCGAGAUGGUUACAUUCAUUAUGGCCAGACGGUGAAACUGGUGUGCUCCGUCACUGGCAUGGCACUCCCCAGACUGGUCAUCCGCAAAGUUGACAAGCAGGCAGCAUUGUGGGAUGCAGACGAUCCGGUGUCGCAGCUUCACAAGUGUGCUUUCUAUCUGAAAGACACAGAACGGAUGUACCUCUGCCUCUCACAGGAUAGAAUAAUUCAGUACCAGGCUGCACCAUGUGUCAAAGAAGCAAACAAAGAAGUCAUUAACGAUGGCGCUUGCUGGACCAUAAUCAGCACCGAUAAGGCUGAGUAUACAUUCUAUGAGGGUAUGGGCCCCGUCAACUCUCCAGUCACCCCUGUACCCGUAGUAGAAAGCCUGCAGUUAAAUGGUGGAGGGGAUGUGGCCAUGUUAGAGCUCACUGGACAUAACUUCACUCCCAACCUUCGAGUGUGGUUUGGAGAUGUGGAGGCUGAUACCAUGUACAGAUGCGGCGAGAGCAUCCUAUGUGUGGUUCCUGACAUUUCGGCUUUCAGAGAGGGCUGGCGCUGGGUCAGGCAGCCGGUGCAAGUCCCUGUCACGCUGGUUCGUAAUGACGGAAUCAUCUAUGCCACUUCCCUCACUUUCACCUACACUUCGGAACCAGGGCCCCGCCCCCACUGCAGUGUUGCGGAGGCCAUACUGAGGACACACAGCACCUCCUCCUCAUCAUCCUCAGCAUCCCAGACUUGUUCAUCUUCAACUUCUUCCUCACUGAGCGCAUUCACAAAUGUCCAGGGGGUUUACAGCAGUCAUGACUCAGGCAUGUCAGUGUUGUCAUAGUGACACUCAUGGCGAGCAUGUUAUUUUUAAACUCGUACAAUGUAUACUCAUUGUGCGUUUCGGUGGAGGACCUUUGAGAACACUUGCCUGAAGAGAAGUGUGAAUGGUGAAUGGGUGUUCACUUGUACAGUGCUUUUCUACCUUCAAGAUACUCACAGUGUUAUGCACUGUCCCAUUCACCUACUGGUGCCGCGUCGUUAGCAACGGGAGCUUCCACAUCGUCACAAGGGCAAAUUCCAACUGACAACCUCUUUGUUGCAUCAUGACUCCUUUACCAACUGAGCUGCGCUGUCCCAUGAGGUGGCUGCAGAAUGAUUGAACUCCAUCCAGUGAGCUAUUGUGGAUAUAUUACAAGUCCUAUGGAUGUUGAACUAACUCUAAUGACAUUUACCCUACAGCAGUAGGUCAUCUUUGAUUUGUUGUGGGCAAGGAACUUAUGCUGUCCUUUUUCAUUCUUUCUUUUGGUGAUACAGUAGACAUUUGUCUUUACAGUAAAAGCUCCUCGGUUUUGGAGUUUACGUUCCAGUCCCACCACAAUACGUGAAAAUGCAUGAAACAUAAAUACCCUAUUUUAAUAUAGAAUUUUUUAAAAUAAUGUUUACGGUACGUAAUUUUUAAAAGGGUGUUUUUUUUUUAAUUAAGUAAAGCUGUUUUUUUUUUUUUUUUUAUAGCCGGUAAUUAACAAAAUUAUUACAAAAGUCUUCACAAAUACAGUUGACAUUGAAAUAUCUAAUACAGUAUUGUGAAUUUUUUUAUGAAUAAAUAUUAAUUGUAAAAUAGUAAUAAUUAUAACAUCAAUGAUUAAUGUAAAUAAUUAAAAUUCUUCUUAUUAUUAUUAUUAAUUAAACUUCAGAAGGGAGCAUCAAUGGAAGGGAUCCUAUUUCAGUAUGAUCAAGCUGUGAUGCAUGCCAACCCUAACAAUACAGUUUAAACUUGUGUUUUCCAAACUUUAUUUAGAAUUAAUUCAAAUAAAAUGUAUAAAUAAAUGGGGGUAGGGGGCACAAAACCAGGACUGCAAAAAUUAAACCGGCACAGAGCUGGGGCUUACUGUAUUAUGCACCCUAAGCCUACGUAUUAGUUUAAAGCUUUUGCUGGGGUACAGUUUAAAAUCGCUU
Messenger RNA from Corythoichthys intestinalis (scribbled pipefish), 3617 nucleotides. Its product is annotated as recombining binding protein suppressor of hairless-like. Lineage: Eukaryota; Metazoa; Chordata; Actinopteri; Syngnathiformes; Syngnathidae. Bases 949 to 2502 code for a protein of 517 amino acids. Gene Ontology annotation, molecular function: RNA polymerase II cis-regulatory region sequence-specific DNA binding; DNA-binding transcription activator activity, RNA polymerase II-specific. The transcript has 10 exons. Gene Ontology annotation, cellular component: MAML1-RBP-Jkappa- ICN1 complex; nucleus. Gene Ontology annotation, biological process: Notch signaling pathway; regulation of transcription by RNA polymerase II. The record is from RefSeq and is a predicted model, not a curated record.